Molecule: messenger RNA, 5377 nt
Organism: Chelonus insularis
Lineage: Eukaryota; Metazoa; Arthropoda; Insecta; Hymenoptera; Braconidae
Product: probable multidrug resistance-associated protein lethal(2)03659
Exons: 5
Coding region: 778-4839 (1353 amino acids)
Biological process (GO): transmembrane transport
Cellular component (GO): membrane
Molecular function (GO): ATP hydrolysis activity; ABC-type transporter activity; ATP binding
Source: RefSeq, a predicted model, not a curated record
UGGAAGUAAUUCUUAAAAAGACAGUUAUAUUAUUAUCCUUGAAAAUGUAUUAUUAACGAGCAGUUUCUCUGGAUACUGGAUAAUAAUUUAUUGCUAUAAUUUUUGAGUCUUUAUUACUUCUUGAGCAAAAAGAACGAGAUAUAUAUUAAACAUUUUUUAAUAUAUUAGGAAAGAAUGACAUGAUAAAACUCUUUACAAAAUCCACGUAAACAUCGACACUGAAAAUCAACUGAUUACUGUUUGCCUUGAGCCAAAAUUAUCAAUCACUUGAUUUUUUAAAUUCAAUAUCUUCAGUGUUAUAGGAAAAUCAUAGGUUUAGUAAAUACCUAAUUGGUAAAAAUUUCCAAUAAAAUGUUGUAACUGUCAUUGACCGAAUUAAAAUGUCCAUGUAAAUUUUUUCGUUUAUUACAUGACAACUAUUUAUCAGUUAUCUGUUGAUAUAACAUUGCUUUAGAGUGGUUAUCAUUUUUAUUAUUUUAUUAUCAAAGUAAAUAUGUUUUUCUGAAGUAGGAAAGUAAGAUUUGAUGAUAUUGUGUUAUUAGAAGGAGUAGAAUUUUCACUUCUUCUUGAUAUUAAAGUGAAGAAUGUCUCAUUUCAUUUCGUUAAGACUCUGCUUAAGCCGUAUGUGAUACUUAUACCAAGUUAUUAACCUUUUGGUUAAUAUAAUACUUUCUUGGGAAUUGGAGAAAAAUGAGUAUCAUAAUUAUUUCUACACAGGAUUUGUAACGGAAUUGUUGGAAUUUUGUACGAAAUUAUAUACUUUUCAUUUUUUACGGAAUGGAUAGCAAAGCUGAUAUAGAAAAAAGGAAAAAUCCUAGACAGAGCGCCAAUCCUCUUAGCGCCCUUACAUUCUCAUGGGUUUUAAAAAUCUUCUGGACUGGCUAUCAACGAGAUUUAGAAAUAGAAGACCUAUACAGGCCAUUAAAAGAACACAAGAGUAGUAAUUUAGGCGAGCGAUUAUCAGCUGCUUGGGAUGAAGAACUGCAACGUUAUCAAAAAAAGCAAAAAUCGACGAAAGGAUGUGAAGGAUCAGACAGUAAUAAUGAAAAAGGAAAAAAAUCAGGAUCGCCUAGUUUACGGCGUGUCUUGAUCAAAGUUUUUGGGCCUCGGAUUGCUCUUUAUGGAAUUGCUUUAGCAUUAAUGGAAUUAGUUCUUCGGAUACUGCAGCCAAUAGCUCUUGGUCAGCUAUUAAAAUAUUACUCAAAAGAAUCAACUAUGACGUUAACAGAGGCUUAUCUAUAUGCAGGUGGAGUUAUUAUGUGUUCAGCAGUUAAUGUGUUCGUUAUUCACCCUUACAUGAUGGCUAUUCUUCACAUGGGUAUGAAAUUACGUGUUGCUUGUUGCUCUCUUAUAUAUCGAAAAGCCUUAAAGUUAUCAAAAACUGCUCUGGGAGAAACGACAGUUGGCCAAGCAGUCAAUCUUCUAUCUAAUGAUGUGAAUAGAUUUGACGUUGCUGUUAUUUUUAUUCAUUAUUUGUGGAUUGGACCAUUAGAAACAAUCAUUAUUACAUACUUAAUGUGGCGAGAAGUUGAACUUGCUGCAGUGAUUGGUGUUGCUUCAUUACUCAUGUUCAUACCACUCCAAGGAUGGUUGGGAAAGAAAACUUCAAUUUUAAGACUGAGAACAGCGAUUAGAACUGAUGAAAGAGUUCGUUUAACUAAUGAAAUUAUCAGUGGUAUUCAAGCCAUUAAAAUGUAUACAUGGGAAUAUCCAUUUAGUAAUUUAAUAGAAAAAGUUAGAAAGAGAGAAAUUCAAGCUAUAAGAUUAACAGCAUAUAUGAGAGGUGUCAUAAUGUCUUUUAUCAUUUUUUCCACAAGAUUAUCAUUGUUCGUAACUAUAUUAGCUUAUGUACUCAACCAAAAACCUAUUACAGCAGAAAAUGUAUUCAUGUUAACUGCGUACUAUAAUAUUCUACGUCAAACAAUGACAGUUUUCUUCCCGCAGGGCAUUACGCAAGUGGCUGAAGCAUCUGUAUCCAUUAAACGACUUGAAAAUUUUAUGAUGUAUUCGGAAAUUCAUCAAGAUACAAAGAAUACAAUGGAUAAUACUGAAAUUAAUUCAAUGAAUGGAGAAAAGAAAAAUGAUAAUGAUAUCAAAGACUCAAAAGUCGAUUCAGAACAAAUUAAUCUCGAUGAUGGUUCAGUAAAAUUAUCAAAUGUUUAUGCCAAAUGGUUGGAUUCUGAUCGUGAAGAUACACUACGUAACAUUAAUAUUAAUUUAAAACCAGGCCAAUUAGUUGCAGUUGUAGGUCAAGUAGGAUCGGGUAAAACAAGUUUGCUCAAUGUUAUUCUUAAAGAACUUCCUGUAAAACAUGGUAGUGUUGAAGUAAGUCGAAAAUUAGCUUAUGCCAGUCAGGAACCAUGGCUUUUUGCUGGUUCUGUACGUCAGAAUAUCCUUUUUGGUAGAGAAAUGGAUCAAAGAAAGUAUGAUAAAGUCAUAAAAGUCUGCCAGUUGAAACGCGACUUUACCCUACUUCCUUAUGGUGAUAGAACGAUUGUCGGAGAACGAGGAAUCAGUUUAUCUGGUGGUCAAAGAGCUCGAAUUAACUUAGCACGAGCCGUUUAUUCAGAUGCUCCACUUUUUCUACUUGAUGAUCCUCUCAGUGCUGUUGAUGCCCAUGUUGGUAAACACAUGUUUGAAGAAUGUAUUGAAAAGUACUUAAAAGGACGCACGAGAAUUUUAGUUACUCAUCAAAUUCAAUUUUUAAGAAAUGUGGAACAUAUUAUUGUGAUGAAAAAUGGACAAAUUGAAGCUGAAGGAACUUAUCAUAAACUUAUUGAGUUAGGUAUUGAUUUUGGACGUUUACUAGAACCUCCCCCACCUGCUACAGAAGAGUCUGAAUCUUUAGCUCAUAGUAGAAAUAAUUCACGUCAUACAAGUAUUACUUCUCUAAGUUCUUUCAUGACAAAUGAAACAAAUACCCAAGUACAAGAUGAACCUGAGGAGGUAGCAGAAAUGAGAACAAAAGGAUCCAUUGGAGGUCACGUUUAUUCCUCAUAUUUUAGAGCUGGUGGAAAUUAUUGUGUAAUAUUUUCAGUGGCAGCAUUAUAUAUAUUAACGCAAUUAGCAGCAAGUGCGAGUGAUUAUUUUAUUGCAUUUUGGGUUAAUCUUCAAACUGGUGCUACAGGAAAUAAUUCUUCAAUUUCUUCUAAUUCAACAGAUUCAACUGGAAUAUUUGAUUUAACGCCCGGUCCGAAUGGAUUAACUGAAAAACAAACUUAUCUGUGUAUUUAUAUUUUUACAGCUUUAACAGUUUUUACUGUCAUCAUUACCCUUGUAAGAUCUUUUGCCUUUUUUGAAAUGUGCGUGCGAGCAUCAAAACGUUUACAUGAUCGCAUGUUCUUUAGUAUCAGUCGUGCUACAAUGAGAUUUUUCAAUACAAAUACAUCAGGGCGUGUACUUAAUCGUUUUUCCAAGGAUAUGGGAGCGAUUGAUGAAUUAUUACCAAUAGCGAUGAUUGAUUGCAUUCAAAUUGGCCUUGCACUUCUGGGAAUAAUUGUCGUAGUAAGCUCAGUAAGUUAUUGGCUUUUAAUUCCUACAGCUAUUAUUGGAGUUAUAUUUUAUUUCUUGCGAGUUAUUUAUCUUUCUACGAGCCGCAGCAUUAAAAGACUCGAAGGAAUUACAAGAUCACCAGUAUUUAAUCAUUUGAGUGCUACGCUUCAGGGUAUUUCAACUAUAAGAUCGUUUCAAGCUGAACAAGUUCUUACGAAAGAGUUUGAUCAUCAUCAAGAUCUCCAUUCAUCAGCUUGGUAUAUCUUCAUUGCAUCUUCUAGGGCUUUUGGAUUAUGGCUAGAUAUUUUUUGUCUUAUUUAUAUUACAUUGGUGACUUUAAGCUUUUUAAUAUUCUUUGACGAUAAAAAUGAGAUUCAAAGUGGAGACGUUGGAUUAGCUAUUACACAAAGUAUUGGACUUACGGGAAUGUUUCAAUGGGGUAUGAGACAAAGUGCUGAAGUCGAAAAUCAAAUGACCUCUGUAGAGAGAGUAUUAGAGUAUACAACUAUUAAGGGAGAAGCUGCUCUACAAAGUAACCCGGAUAAAAAACCAAAAGAAGAUUGGCCAAAUGAAGGAAAGGUUGAAUUCAAGAGAGUUUAUCUUACUUACGCUCCACUAGAACCACCAGUUCUUAAGAAUCUUAAUUUUGUUAUUCAACCACGUGAGAAAGUUGGAAUUGUAGGACGAACAGGAGCUGGUAAGUCUUCCCUUAUUUCUGCCUUAUUCAGGCUUGCAGAUAUUGAAGGAGCCAUCGAGAUUGAUGGCAUAGAUACUGGUGAAAUUGGACUCCAUGAUUUUCGUGCCAAGAUAAGUAUAAUCCCUCAAGAGCCGUUUUUAUUUUCCGGAACUCUCAGAAGAAAUCUCGAUCCAUUUCAACAAUACCAUGAUAGUGUUUUGUGGUCAGCAUUGGAAGAUGUAGAACUUAAAGAAAUGGGACUUGAAGGUCAUGUUAACGAAGGUGGUACUAAUUUGAGCGUAGGACAAAGACAACUAGUUUGCCUUGCUCGAGCUAUUGUGCGUAAUAAUAAAAUCCUUGUGCUUGACGAAGCUACGGCGAAUGUUGAUCCUCGUACUGAUGAAUUCAUUCAAAAAGCAAUUAGACGAAAAUUUGCUGAUUGUACUGUACUUACUAUUGCUCAUCGACUUAAUACUGUCAUGGACAGCGAUCGGAUCUUGGUCAUGGAUGCCGGGUCUGCAGUGGAAUUUGAUCAUCCACAUGUGUUGCUUCAAAUUGAAAACGGAUACUUAACAAACAUGGUAAAAGAAACUGGAUCUGCGAUGGCAGAAGCAUUAGCUAGAGUAGCAAAGGAGAAUUAUCAACAUCGUCAGCAGAUAUCGGCACUUUAAUUUACUGAUAAUAAUAAUAAUAAUAAUUAUUAUUAUUAUUAUUAUCAUUGAUUAAAAAAUUGUUUAAUUCAAAAAUUUAGGGCAUUAUAUUUGUAUUUACCUAUUCACAUUUUUAUGAGAUGUAUAUUGUAUUAGAUAUUUUGCUAAUAAUGAAGUCACUAUUUGAUUAAAAAGCCAGGGAAAAAGUGCCUUCAUAAACAUCAAAAAUGAUGCCUUAUCAAGCGCUCGUUGUUACUACGACUGUUAUUUUUUCCAUUCAUGCAAAUAUAAACAAGUACUCUUUCAUCAUGUUUUAUUGCUGAUUAAUCAAAUAUGUGAACAAUGAUUAAUAACUAUUCAGCUAUGCACAAACAUAUGAUAAAUAUUUUACACAUGAAUACACAGUAUUAUUUUUCGUGAAUUAUUUUUGGCUGAAAAAUUGUUCAAGUACUAACAAACUAAUUCCAAUACAUCUUAACAGAUAAAUAAAUAUUUAUUUAAAUAUGUAAAAAUGUUGAAAAUGUACUUAAUUAUUUUUUUUUAUAUGGAUAAGUACAUU